Molecule: messenger RNA, 579 nt
Organism: Ectocarpus siliculosus
Lineage: Eukaryota; Phaeophyceae; Ectocarpales; Ectocarpaceae
Source: the annotation of a GenBank genome assembly
AUGGCCACGGACAACAAGUACGACCGCCAGCUGAGGCUGUGGGGCGGGAGCGGCCAGAAGGCGCUGAUGGAGGCCAACAUCCUUCUCGUGAACGCCGGCGCAACCGGCACGGAGACCCUGAAGAACCUCGUCUUGCCAGGGGUCGGGCAAUUCACCAUCCUUGACGCUGAGGAGGUGCGGCAGUUGGACCAGGGCAGCAAUUUCUUCGUCGGACCAGAGCACGUCGGCCUUCCAAGGGCAAAGGUCACAGCCGAGCUGCUCUGCGAGAUGAACCCUGACGUGAAGGGGGGGUAUGUUCAAGAGGACCCGGACUCGCAGAUGAACAAGGCUGACACACUCUUGACACACCCUAUUGGCACGCCCAACUCCAUGAUUCCAUCCUUCCAUCAUCUGAAGGCGUUGCGAGGGCACUGCGUGGUGGAGAGCAAGCCAGAGGGAAACAAGCCGGACUUGAGGAUCUCACAGCCGUGGCCGGAGCUGCUUGAGUACUGCCAGUCCAUCGAUUUCGACACACAGGAAGGUGCCCUGGCGGCAUGGGAGAGGGACGCGAAGCCACAGCUUGUUGUAACAGCGGCGUAA